CAUUUGAUAUUCUGCAUCCACCACCUUUCUUCUCAACAAAUCACCUGAAAGAGAGAGAGAGAUGUCUAACUCCGGAAUGAAUGGUGUUAAGAACCAAAUCAACACAAGGCGUGUAGCAAAUCCAGGAAAGGCAACAGUGCUUGCUCUCGGCAAGGCCUUCCCAAGCCAAGUGGUUCCACAGGAGCAUCUCGUGGAGGGCUUUCUACGUGACACCAAAUGUGAUGACGCCUUUAUCAAAGAGAAGCUAGAACACUUGUGCAAAACCACAACCGUGAAGACACGCUACACGGUCUUGUCACGAGAGAUACUCGAUAAAUACCCCGAGCUAACAACCGAAGGCUCACCAACAAUCAAACAAAGGCUAGAGAUCGCAAACGAGGCUGUUGUGGAGAUGGCACUGGAAGCAAGUUUGUGCUGCAUCAAGGAAUGGGGAAGGCAAGUGGAAGACAUCACUCACAUUGUCUACGUCUCCUCGAGCGAGAUCCGCUUACCCGGUGGCGACCUUUACCUCUCCGCGAAGCUAGGUCUAAAGAGCGACGUGAACAGAGUGAUGCUUUACUUUCUUGGAUGCUACGGAGGUGUAACAGGCCUCCGUGUGGCCAAAGACAUCGCCGAGAACAACCCCGGAAGCCGCGUUCUCCUCACGACCUCCGAGACCACCAUCCUCGGGUUCCGACCACCGAACAAAGCUCGUCCUUACGACCUGGUCGGGGCUGCUCUGUUCGGGGACGGCGCGGCUGCGGUGAUCGUGGGAGCAGACCCUUUACCAUCCGAAGCUCCUUUCAUGGAGCUUCACUAUGCUGUUCAGCAGUUCUUGCCAGGGACGCAGAGCGUGAUCGACGGGAGGCUGACGGAGGAAGGGAUAAACUUCAAGCUGGGACGAGACCUACCUCAGAAGAUAGAAGAGAACAUAGAAGAGUUCUGUAAGAAGCUGAUGGGUAAAGCUGGGGAUGAUUCCAUGGAGUUUAACGACAUGUUCUGGACCGUUCAUCCCGGAGGACCCGCGAUUCUGAACCGUCUGGAGACGAAGCUGAAGCUGGGGAGAGAGAAGCUGGAGUGUAGCAGGAGGGCGUUGGUGGAUUAUGGGAACGUGAGUAGCAACACUAUAUUGUAUGUGAUGGAGUAUAUGAGAGAUGAGUUGAAGAAGAAAGGUGGGGAUGCACAAGAGUGGGGACUUGGGUUAGCUUUUGGACCUGGAAUCACUUUCGAAGGCCUUCUCAUUCGCAGUCUCACAUCUACCUAAUUUCAAAUCUAUUACCUUGUAGAAAAUAAAGAAUAUAUUUAUAUAUAUAUAUAUAUAUAUAAUAUUGUAACCAGGGCUUAUUUAUAAGCUCAUAUGAUCAAUCCAUAGUUUGUUGUAUUUGA
This is a messenger RNA of Raphanus sativus (radish), 1365 nucleotides long. RefSeq names its product type III polyketide synthase A. Gene Ontology annotation, molecular function: acyltransferase activity, transferring groups other than amino-acyl groups. Bases 62 to 1243 code for a protein of 393 amino acids. Gene Ontology annotation, biological process: polyketide biosynthetic process. The record is from RefSeq and is a predicted model, not a curated record. NCBI's taxonomy places the organism in Eukaryota, Viridiplantae, Streptophyta, Magnoliopsida, Brassicales, Brassicaceae. The transcript is spliced from 2 exons.